ACACUUUAUUAGCAAUUUAGCAUUAUGUCUUCUCAAAGGGCAGAUCAGGUCACGUUAUCGGACAACAAACCUGUGAUAGGGCUUCGUCCGAUCAAGGAAAGGAACAAGAGAUCAGAAGCUUUGAUUAAGGAACAGGUAUGUAUAGUCUAGAUUUAACCGAGUUUUUCUUUGAAUAAAUUGUACUUGUUAAGUCACCUUCUUAUGAUUUUAGAAAGCUAUGAAUUAUUUAGAUGACAUUUAAAGAAGUUAAUGUUUAAUUUAGGAAACCGUCACAAAACCCGUCACCACAAACGAAUUUGGUGUGGAGAUGGCCCAAAAUGUCAAAAUUGUGUAUGAAGUGAUAUCUAUAGGGUUCUUUCUAUAAAAAUCAUACAAAAAAGCGUACUUAUUGCCAUGUAGAAUGUACUUGAUUAUUGAUUUGUCCUACCUAGCUUCUUAUUAUGAGAGGAACUCAGGAUGCUCUACAGAAAACCCUACAGAACCUUGGAAAAGCUGUUGCAGAGGUUAGGUCAAUAAUAAUGUAACAUUUGCUUGUGAUCAUAUGCUCAGAGAAGACUCUCACACUUGGUUUCAGAUCAAGGAGCAUCAGAAAAACCCUUUAGGGUUAACAAGUGAUUCAAAGUACAUUUACAUUUACUUACAUCCGGGUGUAAUGAGUUGCAAAUUGUAUUAAUUGCUAUAAGUCAAACUUGAAGGCUUUGUCAAUUUUUGGAAUCUCAUUAGCCUUCUUGGAUGUGUUAGAAUUUUAAUAUUUUAAUAGCAGUGUGACAAAGUUAACUGCCACUAACCUAGAGGCUGACUUCAGGUUUGCAGUCAAUCCUUACAAGUGUAGGCUCAAAUUAAAUUUUGGAGUCUGAUUAACAUUGGGUCUUUUCUGAGUUCUCGAGAAGUUUGGUAGAGAAUGUUUUUCAGUUGCAGAUCCAGUUUGUUUUCUUUUUUAUUUAUUUAUUUAUUUAUUUUUUUCGUGUACUUACCUCCCCCCACCCCACCCCACCCCACCCCACCCCACCCUCCCUUUUCUUUUUUCAAUCAAUGGAGGGGGGAGGGUGGUUCAAUCUUUGGACUAAUAGGUCACAGUGGAAAUUUGUGGAUACAUUAGGUACCCACUCACUUUAAUUAAAGUGAUUUUCUUUCAGUUCUUACCUUUUGCAAUCUGCUAAAACUUGCAUAAUUUGUUUUCUUUUUUACAUUAAUAUCCCAGUAUGUGACUGUGUGAUAAUAUUUUAUCACUUUCUUGUGACAUGUCCUAAUUUUCAUUACUUUCAAUUUCUUUGACAGGAUGAUCAUGAAAAGAGUAAGGAGGAAUUAGAGCAACUAUUUGGCAAAAGUGAAGAGCUGCUUGUAGUUAUACAGGUACUCAGCUAUUAUAAAGCAUAAUAAGCUGCCUAAUUAGCUGUACCUAGCUAAAUGAGUCUGUGAUGCAUACAUUGUGGUUCAAAUUUUCUUCUUGUUCAAACUCUCAAAAUAGUAUUAUCAACUUUUAUUUUUCUUUCUCUUGAAUUUACCUCUGUAAUCAGGAUGAUAAUUGACAUCCAUUUAAAAGAAAAAAAUAUAUAAUGAAUUUGCUUAAAAAACCCUAACCUAAGAAAAAGUUGAACCUUAACAUAUGCAAAUAUUGUAUUUGUAAUUAGAAGAGAAUAAAAUUUGUUGCUAUUAGGUUAAGGAAUUAAUUUAUUUUUUAUUGCUUUGUAGGUUUUGAUGAAGAUUCGGAAUGAGCUAGCAUAUGCACAACUAGACCUGGAGAGAGCUAUAAAAGUGAAUUCUGGGGUAAGAUUCCAAUGAAAUUACAAUGAUAUUCGUAUGAGAAUUUAGGUGCUAAUCAUUUUCAGUGGUCAAAGAUCAUAGAGACUAGUGAGAACCUGAAAAAUCUCCUCCCAUAGUUGAUUGAUGUCAAUAUUGAUUCUCCCCCUUGCAGCAAUGGUCUCUCUCCGGUUUGAUUAAUUAUAGUAUCUGAUUGAUUAUUUUUAAAUGUCUGAUCAUUUGUUUGUAUUUUUAACACUUAUGUACUUAGGUUGAUGCAGCCAAAAAGAGGGUGAAAUGGCUUCAAGACAGACUGGAAAAAGUACUGCUUACAGCUAAAAGCUACUGCCACUUAUACAACAGGUUGUUGUUAGCAAGAAGCAAGGUACUAAACUUUGCCAAAUAGACUGAUAUUAUUAUUCUUUCAGUAAUCAUAAUGGUUCACAAAUGAUGACUAGAUAUAAAUACAGUUGAUGAUCUUACAGUGCUUAUUUUCUAUCAUACACCUUCCAUGAACUGUAUGGGAACUGUAUAAAAUGUUAAUAUACUUCAACUAAUUAAAAGCUAUUUCCUUCAAACCAGACCCCUGAGACCCCUGAAUUAGGAUUAAAAGAUCAGAUUUCUGAAAAGCUGUGGAAUCAACUCACAGAGGGACAACAACAACUACUUAAUAAUGAAAAAGGGAGACCAGCUAGUACACUGGACAACAAACAGGCAGCACCUAUUGUGAAGGAAAUUGCUAAAAUGCAGUUAGCAGGCUCCAAGGCACUUGGUAACCUAUAGAUUUUUCUGAAGAUCAUUUUCAUUUCCUUAAAAUAGAUUCAAAACCAGGAAGCUAAUGCUUGCGUAUUUGAAUAUACAGUUACACUGCUUCUACAUACCGUCAUACAACUGACCCAUCCCAGAAACAAAUCCCUGAAACAUGAAAUCUUCUUUUCAUAACCGUAUUGUAGUUUUCUAACAAAGGUGAGACAACAAACACACAUAUAUUAAACCAUGUUACUUUUCUAAAAGCCCCAGUUUUGAAAAGUUGUUGACAGUUAUCUCACAACUCUUUGCACUUUGUCAUCUUAUGAAAGUUCAUCACCUCUCUUUUUUGAUAUCUGUCUUGGAUAGAGCCAACCUGUAGAGAGAGUUUUCCCUAAAUACAAAAUCUUUCACUUUGUAGGAUCAAUCUCAGCGACUUCUGUUGAUGAAAAGGAAAGAGAUGAACAUCCAGUUAUACACGUAGUAACUGACACUGUUCUACAGAAUGAGAAGGAAAAUACUUUCGGAGAAAAGAGCUUGUCUCAAAAAAGGUAACCUUGAACUGCUAUCAGUGGCUUAAGAGCCUGACUAGGUGGAUGUUAAUUGAUAAAGUCCUUUGAUAUUUUGAAGUUAUCAUAAAAUUUAAAGAGAUCUUCUCAAACAGGAAACAACGGAAGAGGUCACAUGGCUCCAAAGGUGGUAGUAAUCAGUCAUCAUCUCACAGCUUGAUGCAGAUGUUUCCUCCAACAACUCCAAAGGAGGAUCAGUCUGAUCAAGAAUCUGAUACCACUGCUGAACCACAAUCAGAACCAGAGGAUUUUGAUGAUCAACGAUCUGUUUCUGUGGUUAGUUCUGUGGGCAUUCAAGACUUAGAGGGACAUGAAGCUGAUACCAAGGACAUUCCAACAAUGGAGGUUUCUGAGACAGCUGAUACACCAUUUGGUAUGUUAUGAAUUAAUGAUCUUACUCUUUAACCCCUUAGAGUGACUAAAAUCAAAUUUUUUCUUUCCGUGUCACUGCUGAACCAAACAUUACUGUCAAAGAAGCUCUUGUUUUUUUAAUAAAUUUUCCUCGUCAGUAAAAUAGUAAAUGUAGAGAGAACAGAAUGGAGAAUGUGUAUACUGGUGUAAUUUUGUAAAGGGUUAAGGUUACCUCCUGUAGGCUAAGUAGCCCAUUACUCCUGGUUUGUAUCCAUGAAGAUAUCCAUAGAAUGAUUGUAGCAAGUAAAACUAAUAAUAAUUGUAGCUACACAUCCUGGAUGGAAUGCAAGCUCAUCUCGGGUAAGAAUAGGUCAGCAGGGUAUCAAGUUUCCAUGAUAGUUGGUUAGGAGUCAUAUAACUUUGCAUGCUCCUGGGAGGAGAGAGACACAAGUGUCAGUUGUCUAAGAACACAACAUGCAAGGGCUCAACAUGCUCAAAUUUCAAAUUUUCAUGAUUGUGUAGUGUCAUUUGGUGGAUUUACACUGUAAAGCAAUGGUUAGCCCUUUACACCCUAACAUUAGUAAGUACUUACAUACAGUAUUGACCUGGAGAAUUUGUUUAACAAUCAAGAGCUUCUUGACUGAGAUGCGAGUCACACUUGGAGACUGAAGGGUUAAAAAGAUUGGCCAUUUCUUCAGUUUACUUUACCAGUGAGAAUCCUUUUCCUGAUGGUUUUUGCAGUCUGUGUGUGUUUUUUUGCUUGAAUAUUUAAGUCUAUGUAACACUCUGAAUCAGCUUUAAAUCUUCUUGUUGUUGCCUUUUAGGUACAGAAGGUUCACCAAAAAGCAAAACUGACAGAGCAAGGCUUGGAAACUUGAGAGCAAUUUCUACAGCAGACACAAGGAACGAGGAAGGUGAAAACAUGGAUGAUGAUGAUAAGGUCGCAGAGUACUGGAACUCAGAUCAUCACAAGUUUGAAUGGUCAAAUUAUAUGCAGAGUCUGGAUUCACGUUCUUGGCAUGCCCUUGGGCUGGGAGUACCUGAGAGUUUUUUGUCAAGAGGUCAGUAUUUUUAUUACUUAAGAAUAUGUAGUAUAGCUCUAUCUCUGAUCACCUGAGGGAGGUUCUUAAAGGGGCCAUUAUUGAUGAAAGUGACUGAUAUCUGAACAACAAAAUGUCAUCACCAGGGACAACUGAUUAAAUACAAUUUAAUUAAUUAUAUAUUUAUGGUAUUUAUCUUUAUUGAAGAUGCCAACUCCAUUUAUUUAUAAAUUAACAAAUUAUUCCUUCUUUAUUAAAACCAUUAAGAAAUAAUCACAUGAUGAUAAAAGUUUAAAAAAAUGCACUGUAGAAGUACAUGAAGAAGGGAAAAAAUUAAGAAUCCAGCAUCUACUGAAUUAAUAAGGUUGUUGUCUGUGAGCUGAAUAUUUUUAUAUUUUUCCUGCACUGGACUUUAUUGAUGACUGCCUGCUUAGGUUUUUGAAAAAUCAGGGAAUAGUCAAUCAUGUCAUUAAAUUAUUAGAAAAUCAUUUCCUUAGUUCCACUUUUCUCUGAUUUGCAGAAAAGCCACAUUUUGACCCAGAACUUCCUUGGAAAGAGAAACCAAUGAAAGUUACCAGUGUCAUUGAUGUGCAUGUAUGUACAUAGAUUAUAAGCAUGGUAUUAAAACUAAUCCUUUACACUUUAACAUCAAAUUGAAUAUGCAAGUUCUCAAUACUGUUCUCUAUAUACAUUUUCUACAGUACUUACAAAGAGAAUUUGUCUAACACUUGAGAGCUUCUUGAGUUGGCGAUCAUUUCCUUUAUUCUCAUGACCUUAAUAUUUGAUUCAGGGGGGAUGCUGUUGGGAAAAAUUGGAUGCUUAUAAAGAAUAAUUGGGAGUUUUUCAUGAAGUGAUGAUGUGGUUUACAAAAUUGUUCUGCUCAAGAAUAUUUUCUGAUGAAAUGGGUGAACAAAGCAGACACUUAAUAUGUGACUCUCCAUUUCAACUUUGCAUGGAAGUUAUGAAUGAAUAAACCCACCUGCUGAAAAUGGAAAUUAUACUUGCAAAUCAUUUGUCAAACUGAAAAGAUUUCACCAAUUAUUACAAUUUACUGGUAAUUUGCAACCUGGUUUAAAGGACGUUCUUUAUUAUCAUUUUUUUUUUUCCCACAGAAAAUUGCACUUGACAAGUUGCUGUUGAGACUUCACAAAAUGUAUGAGGCGAUUGGGCAAGCCACUCAGACAACAAUAGACCCCAUUUUGAAAGAUCAAAAAAUUGAGACAGUGAUGGGAAAACUUGAACGUAUGUUAAUUUACAAAAGUCAUUGAUUUGACAGCAAUGUGUGCAAAAUUUACUGAGCGACUUUUGUCAGAUCUAAAUUAAAUGCCUUUCUGCCUUUGUUCUGUACUCAAUUACAUAACAUAACAAUUCUUUGGAAGGUUUUGCUUUGCAUAAACUUCAAAUACUUUGCUACAUUCUAAAGAAAGUUGUGUUUCUCUUUCUAGUGGAAGUAGAGGGAGGCUCAGCUAUGGAAAAACAGCAGGUAGAGGAUUUCAUUUGUGGAAAAAAAUUGCCUUAAUUAGUUGAAGAUGUAUAAUUUUUGACUUAAUUAAAAUGUUCAAAAAACCUAAUUUUGGUAUUUUCAGAAACCUGCCUUAAUUGUCUCAGAGUCAAUGAUAAUUAUAGCUGUAUUCAUUAUUUUUAUAUACCACACAAGUGAAUAGUGCUUUUCAUACAUGCCAAUUAAUGGCUUAAUAAUGUUUGGGAAGUGAGUAACCAGAGUGCUAUUCACCUUAGGGCAGUUGAAGACAAAAGCGUGUCUCAUAAGUUUAAUUUCCAACCAUUUUUUGUAGCAUUAAAAGAAAUAACUAAUCUUUCAAUUGUAAAUACUAAUUCACCUCGGUGUCAGUGGAAGUUGUGGAUAUUUACCUCAACUAUGGUGAAUUAUUGUUAAGUGCAAUUAAUACCAGUGUGAUAAUAAUAUUAUUGUUAUUGUGAUAAUUAAUAAAAUUAAGAAAUUCAUCAUCUUUCCACACAUUUGAAAAAUUUUAUCCACAAAAGUAUAUGUUAGUCUGAAUAUAGGUGCAGAAUAGUUUAUCUAAUAAAAAUACCUGAAUAUUUUUUUAUUUCUAUCAAUUUCUCUCAACAGGUUGCACCACCACCAGUAUCAAAACAUGCAAGUCAUAUCAGUUUGCCACAUAUUGGAAGCCCAAUAGCUCGGCAGAAGAGUACAUUUUCCACUGAGAAGUACCCAGUCAUCAUACAUGAGCCUUCAGCUGUUAGAACAGCCAGACGUGUAAGUCUCUGCCUUGUCCAGCAUGUGUUGAAGUUGCUAAUAUUCAUAUUUUAUCAAUUUUGAUACCACUUAAAAUGAGGAGUAAGAGAUUAUUGACCAUUUAACCCCCAAGAGUGAUUAGCAUCUAAUUUCUCCUUACAAUAUCACCCCCCAAUCAAACGUGAAGGUCAUGAGAAUAAAGGAAAUUAACUUCUUAGUUACACAGUUUAAUUCUCCUUAUUAGCACCUUGGGAUAUGAUAGAAAACAGUAUGGAGAAUAUACAUACUGAUGUUAUAGUGUAAAGGGUUAAAGAGGAGAGAAAGGAAGGAAUAGAUGGUCAUGUUACUCCACCGAAAUAUGCCAGUCAGAUAACAUCUUAAUGGUGUUCAGGACAACUUGGUCAGCGAAGAGACUUGUAGACUUGAUGGUGUGUAGUUAAAUUCCAGAAAGCUCUUGUCUAAGCCAAUUGAUUUGUUCUAGUGCUUAAACUUCAGGGGCCAGUUGUAGAGGGCAGAUAACACUAUCCAACAAAAAAAUUGCUAUGCAGUGGAUGAGUGAUAGUAAAACAUACUGCGUUAUCCACUGGAUAGAGAUUUAUUCAGUGGAUAAUGUUAUACAAUCUUUUAAUAACUAGAAAUAGCGUAUAAAAUAUAAGCAUAUAAAUAUAGAAAUAGCCUUUCAAUGAUGCAUGUUGUGCCGUAGUUUGUACCAGCUUGAGUCAGUAAAGUCUCACAGUUACCUACAUUAAUACUACUUCGAUAGAAUCCAACGAAACUGUAUCCCCAGCACUCCUCAUCUUGGUGUGAAGAUUUCGAAGGAGGUUAUAGAAUUCCAAGAAUUUUCAAAGUGAAAUCAAAACAAAAACUCCAGAGUGCAAAAGGCAUUGUGCAGGUCAGUUAAUACUAAAGACUGAAAAGAAGUGAUUUCUCCCAAGUCAUGAGCAAGUGUUCUAUUUUUAAAAUUAGUGACUACAAGCUUAAUUUUCUUUUUUCCAGUGAUAUUGGAUGCUUAGUAGAUUAAUAUAUUAUUUUAGAUCUGUUACAGUGUCAAAACAAAAUUUUUGUCUCAUGCAUUGUGAAAAUUUUGUUAUUCCCUUAGCCACGUUAUUUACUAAGAAAUGAGGAAAGUCCUAAAAGUGAGCGGCAAGUUAUUGAAUUGUAAGUUUCAAAAUAUCUUUAGCUUUCUGAAAAUUAAAGAUAAUUAAAAUAUGUUAAAUUAAAAGCUGAACAAGCAUUGGAUAGGAGAGAGGGAGUGAUUGAUGAAAAGAUGGUUUAUACUCAUGGGUAUUAAAUAUGCCAACUCUCUUGGAUUAUCAAAGGGUCUCCUGGAUUCUGAACUUAUCUCCCAGUCUCCAGCACAGUUUGCUUAAAAAAUGGAAACAAUUGCCAUUUUUUCAUAAAGUAGCUAAAAAGGGGAAAUCAAGUAUAUUUGGUCAGGAAAGGUUUCCUCUUUGUGAAUGUUUUGCUGAUUAUAGAAAUUUUGCAUCCAUGUUAGUGAUAACAGUUCAUGGGAGAGGCUGGGAUAAAGUGGUGUUUGAGGGUGGGUGGGUGGAGGGGUUCUUGAUUGAAGAAAUUCUCCUCCCACCCACUCUUAGAGAUCUUCAGAUUUCAGUUUUCCAGUGGGUUGCAUUUCAGGAAACCUAGCACAUACUCUAGCUGACAAAAGAUGAUUUGAAGUCCUGCAUUACUGUAUCAAAAAAUUGGUACUCAACACAUUUUUUCAAUUCCAAUGUUAGAGAUCUUGCCAAUACAUCCUUGUGGAAGCCAUCUAUGCUAAAGAAAAUAGUUACAGCAUUGAAAGGUAUAGUACAGUAUUUUAUUACUGAUUACGAUGUUAAGAUGAAAGGUUCUUUAACCUUUAACUCACAUGAGUGACCAAGAUGGAAUUUCUCCAAACAAUAUCCACAUAACAUCAAGCAGACAAGCGAUAAGAAUAAAAAAAGAUAUCAAUUACCAAAUUCUCCAAACUAUAACAUCAUAAAAAUUGUACAGCAGACUUUCAGUAAGGAGAAUUACUCAUUACAUCUUGGGAAUGAAUGGGUUUAAAGUAAGAAAUUUAUUUCACAACAUCUGAUGAUCAAUCAGUUCUUUCCUCUUGCUGAUACUCAUCUCCUUGUGCAGAUAAGUUUUUACAUUUUCAUGACACAUCGCAUUUUUGUGGAAAUUGAAUUGAGUGUGAAGUGAGGUUUAUUGUUAAUUGCAUGUCCAGAAGUUAAAGAGUUAAACUGAGCAUAGAGUCUUUCAGUAGGUUUUUUGCUCUCAUUGGUUUGAUGGCUAUAAUAAAAAUGAUUCCUAUUUUGGGCAUGGUAUACUAUAAUAGAGUAAUUUUCAGUAUUAUUUUUCUGUAUUUUAUUCAGGAAUGUUUUACAUUUGCUGGAAUUCACUUUUGCAAUAAUUAAUAAUAGAUUAUAAUUAUUACCAUUAUCAUAUGAUAAUGACUUCUUUCACUCCCAAAAUCUCAUUGAUACUUCUCCUUACUGUCUGCCAUACAGUUAAUAUGCUGUUAGUUCAGAGAAUAAGGUAUUGUAUCAACGAACAAUCUCCUAACUUAUAUAUAUUUUUGUUUUAUUCACAUCACUAAUGACUGCUUGAUAUUGUUUUGAUAUUGUAAGUAAACAGUUUGCCUUGGUCACUCAGGGGUUAAUGGUUAAGAUCUGAAUUUUUUGAUCCAACAGCAUUUACGCCAAUGCAGAGAGAGCAGUCAUUAGUUGUACAAGGUGAUGGUCCCAGGUGGAACAGAAUUCAGGUAAUGACGAAUUAUUUUAUUACCCAGUAUGUAAUUUUGUUGUACAGUAAGGGUAUCACUGCUACAUGUACAUGUAAGUUGUUAAAUUAAUGAAAGAAUUAUUUCCUUAUAGACUUUGUUGAGUGAAAGAGGUGUGUUGUCUUCAAAUUCAACAGUAGCUGCGGAAGCUGUAAAGGUAAUGCUCACUUAACAAUGUACACCCUUACAUGAGUGUGCAUACAGUAAACACCCGUGUAUAAGAACCUAGUGAUUUAAGAACCUACAGGCUGAAAUUGGGCAUUUUAGUACCCAAAUAUAUAAGAACCUAUUUAGGCUGGCAAAGAACAAUAGGUUCUUAUACAAAAAAACACUCUUAUUUUGUAGCCAAAAUACUGGAUUUUAAUUGAAAGAAAUUGUGAAAUUUCUGAGAAACACCAUGAAAAUUAUUUGUUUAAUUGAAAAUCUUAUAAAUACAGAGUAUAGAAUACUGUAUAAAAUUAUACUGGUGUAGCCUUGGGACUUGAAUCUGUAGAGUGCCCUGACUUUUGCUCCUGUGAAAUACACAUUACUGCUUGUCUUUUUCAGUCCAACUGUAACAGUGAUACCCUAUGAUACUGAAUUUAUUACUGUUUAAAAAAUAAGGCUUGGCAUUUUUUGCUGUUUAAAAUACAAAUGUUCAACCAUUAUGACAUACUAGUACUACAGUAGUUCUCUGAAUGGUAUCACUAUGACAACUCCUACAAAUAAGAACCUACUAAGAACCUAAUCAGCCUGAGUUCGGAAAAACUACCCCAAAAUAUAAGAACCCAUUCAGCCUGAACCCAAAAAUUCUAGGUUCUUAUAUGCGGGUGUUUACUGUAUUCUCCUUUCACUUUGUUAUACAUUUCUCAAAGGACUAACAAGGAGAAUUUGCCUAACAAUCAAAGUAUGCUUUAGUAGGUGAAUAUUUCUUUCAGUCUCAAGGCCUUCUCAGACUUUUUAUAUUUAAUUUAUUAGAUUUAAAUGUGAGCAAUUAUUGUGUAUACACCCUGUACUUCAUAAUGCAGACCAAGCACUGUAAAGUGUCCAAUCUAUUCAAGGCUGUCCAAUUCCUUAAGGACAUCUUUAGGUUGUUUAAGAUUCAAGACCCAGAAAGUCAUAUUCUAUUUGGUGGCACACAGCCAUUCAGACCAAUAUAAAAUAGUAACCUCCUAGAAUUAUUUAUUCACUGUGAGUUGCUUACUUUAACCUCUGACUAUAUAUUAUUUUUAAAGUUAGAUUCCUCUGUAAGUAAAAUGUGAUUCACAGUUCUUUUCCUCUUAUUUAGACUAUUGGUCAGCUCAAGUGCCGUGAGAAGUGUGUUAUAGAUACCUUGACUGAAGUGGUAUGUACUGGUUCAAUAACCCUUUGGACUCCUGAGAUCUGAUUAUUAAUUCCCCCUUUAGCUGCUACACAUUUCCUUACAAAUUAAUUAGGAGAAUUUGGUCUUGGAUGAAGAAAAAACUUGUACCUGAUAAAUUUGAGUAUUCUUGUUACCUUUUAGCUUGAAAAUAUAUAUGGACAAAAAGGGAGAGGUUACAAGUUAAUCACUUCUGAGAAUUAAAGGUUUAAUGAAUAUUAGUGCUCUUAUGAGAAUUUAAGUUGAACAUCUCUCAGAUUGUUCAUUUAAGAUUUAAAACUAGGGAGAGGGCAGAUAUGAUGGUUGAUUUGCAAAAAAGCAUUUGCAAAGAAAUGUCAUAAACUGAUUUAGGAUUUUCCACAUGUAUUAUGGAACUCCCCUUGAGAAUCUUUUUGUUACUGUUAUUUAGAGCCAAUUUCUGGUUAAGAUACUUAAAUCUCAGACGGUGUGCCUCUUUGAUUGUUUAUCGUUUCACAAAAAGAUCUGACAAGGCAAAAUAAAAAAAUGUGCCACUCAAACUGUAUGUAUUAAUAUUCUAUUGCUCUUUUUCAGAUAAAACAACAAAAAGACCCAAAAGUCUGCUAUGAAGCAAGCAAGGCAUUAAUCUUAUUAGGUGAAUUCUUCAUUUUUGGUUUUGGAUUAACUGCAAAUUUCUCAUUUUCUUCAUUAACAUUCCAUAGCCACACCCUGAGACACAACAAUAUCAUCAGCUGAGCCACAUUUACAAUCUCCUCAACUAGACUUUGUCUUGAUAAUAUUAUUAUUUUCUUGACUUAAAAACUAAUUGUUAUUAAAGACCAGGGUAGGUUGGUAUGUGAAUAUGUUAAAUGACUGUUACAUGGCUCAUUUCUUCUAUCUUCUACCCUAGGGACAUGGGAUCCUUAUGGUAUGGCAGUUAUAAGACAAUACAUCAACAAAGGUUAGAAAAUCUCAAAAUACUCUUUGCAAGCAUUGCACAUUGAGAGGAGAACACUUCCCAUGGCUUCUUGCAAAAAUGUAGAGCACCAUCUUUACAUAAUACAUGAGAAAAAUAGUGUGACACUUCAGCCCACUGGGGGAAAUCCAGUUACUCUGGCAUUUCUUAAUGUGAUGCUUUACAGACCUAAAUAUCAUCAUUUCACAAGUGUUGAUCAAAUGUUGAUGAAGGAACUUUUCCUUCACUUUGUUUACUUUACAGGCUAUAUAAGUGACUUUCAGUUUUCUGAAUAUCUUUUAGUUGAUUUGAACCAAUUUUAGCAAUAUUUCCUGAAAUUCUCUCUCUUUCCAGGCAAUAAGGAUGUUGUGUUGGAAUUAUUAUCAACAAUGACUAAAGCUAGAGAUAUAGCUUUUGUGGACAAGGUAACUACAAUACUCUUACUUCUAACUUUUAGUUUGAGUUGAUGCACUCCCCCCCCCCUCUCUCUCUCUUCAGAGAUAUAAAAAGCAAUGUUAAAGAGUGAAAACUGGGUGUCACAACGCUCACAACAACCAAUCAAAGGAAAGAAAAUACCACAAACUGUCUGGAAAACCUUAAAAAAAAUGAUAGGGGUAACUAAACUAGCAUCCCAUUUAGGGGAAAGGGGGGCAGUGCUCUUUUUUGGGGGGGGGGGGCACCAAAAAUUAUUCCUUAAAUCCUUGGCACACUAUGAAGCAAAGGUGAUUUAAUAAAGUAAUCACCUUCUAUUUUAGACCACCAAAGAGUUUAAGCAGAUGGUCAGUUUACUAAUACACACUGUAAAGACCCAGUCUCCCGAGCUAGCAUUUCAUGCAGCAGUGAGUCUUGGUCGAUUGUGUGUGGUUGAACCAGUCUCAAAGAUGUACCUCAUCACCAGGCUUCCUGGGUUGUCUCCACGUGACAAGGGAGAGGUAAGAGUUUGGCCUUUAAACAGAGGGAAAGAUAUAGCUUUUUAUGCAUUAAAUCAAACUACUGAAUAACCCAUAGGAAUAUGUGGAUUGGAAUAUUGAAACUAUGAAACUCUCGAAUGUAAUUUGUUUUUUCCAUAGGCAUUGUACGUUUUGAUUAAACAAAUGAAUUGUAAGGAAAAACUGGUCUUGGAUGCGUUAUUAGAACAGCUGAGUACGGCUCACAACUGGAAGGUGAGUUUGUCUCUUUAUUUUCCAUUCAACCCUAUCGAGUUUAUUAAAAGAAUCGCUAAGGUUGUUCAAUUCACCUACACGGACUAAGUCUGCGAAUUUUUAUAACUCUAGAUAUGUGUUUUCUUUGCGUGCCAACCUUAAAUGGUGAACCGUAAGUAAAACAUGUCAUCAGCUUGAUUUAAGGCGGGAGAAACUAGGUCCCAGACCACUCACUUUAAGCGUAGGAAAAACGUGACACGCGCCUGUAAAUAUUGCAAAGAGCGUGAAAGUGCGUGUAGUAGCAUUAACAAAAGGACACUUGUUGACAAGAUGACUGUCAGUUUUAAUAGAGCAUGUUGCCUGAACUUCGCAUUCUUAGGCAGCUUAAAAACCAAAACCUCAAGAUAUUCGGUAGGACAAACUGUCUAAAUAAAAGUUGAUACCGACUUUGUUUUCUCCCUUUGUUUGACAGCUAAGAAUGGAAGCAGCUGAUUUACUCAUUUUUGUUGGUACGUGGAGAUUUAGUUUCUUAAUUUGUUUUCUUAAAUAAUUAUUCAAUCUUGUUCCAGUUCAAUCAUUUUUAAGCUACAGAGAGUAGUUUGGACGUUGACUUAGUGGUUAAGCGUUACGUUUACGGAGAAACUGAAAAUAUUUGAGUUUCUCAGCGUCUAUUGUUUGCUCAAUUAGGUACUAUAGUUUGCUUAGCUACGAACAAGACACUCGCAGAAGAUGUUUCAAGGAUCAUAGGAAUGGCUAGGAAUUGGAAUGAGAACGGAAGUCCGUUUUGUUUUUGCUAGUUUGCUGUAAUCUUAACUCCUAAACUUCCUACGGUAGCGAAUUUUCAACCGCUGUUGAAGUUUGCCUUUCAGUUUAAUUUUUAUUUGGGAAAUUUCAGGAUCAAGAGACGUUUUUAAAGUGAAAAGUUCGGAUGAAGUGUUUGAUACACUGGAAGAGCUUCUUUGGGAUCACGCUAAUAAGGUAUACGAAGUUAUGAACUAAACAAAUUAACAAAUGUUUACUGCGGGAAGCAUCGUUAAAUAAUAUUGCGCAUGAAAGCCUUGAUAAAAACGUAUUAGGGGGUUUAAACACGAGAUUUUAAAAAGUGAUAGUUAAAAUUUUUCUGCCCCCUAGUCAAAAUUGUUUAGUUUUGUUUCUUGGUGUUCCGCUUUGUAGGAAUUGAGAAGUAAAGUGUCCGAAGCAUUGAGCUCGCUUGGCUUGCGACAAAGAGCAUGUCAACUGGUGCUAAGGUACAUUUUAAAUCUUGGAAUUUUAAAAUCUCUCGGACCUUUUCUCCGUCACAUAGUAAAAUUAGCUUAGUUAUGUCCAGUUCUCUGUCCGUAGAGACAAACGAAUAAGGGUGCCAGAGAAAAUCGCCGGGGUCUAAGACAGGAGUAGCCCUAUUUCUCUCUUCCCUCUUCUGCUCUGACGAAGGGAUAACGCUCGAAACGUCAGCCUUUCAGCUCUUUACAGUGGUCAAUUUACGUUUUCAACUCAGUUGUUAGCACUAAAUUGCCUGCUAUACUCUCCCACCGACGCAGCACCACAGUUUCUUUAGAAACUUACCUCCUUUGAUCAGAGAACUAACUCGUUCACAGUGGUCUCGUUUCUAGUGGGGAAGUGUAGUACUACCACGACGAAGGUGAGAAUGAGAGAGAAAAUGUGAAAACGAUGAAGAGGAGCUUCAUCUGAAUCCAUAUUUUUCUUGUCUCUUUUGUUUGUUCCAGUGUAAUUUUUUUUUUUGGGGGGGGGGGGGGUGGGGGAAGGCUGGGGUUGCUUCUGAAUGGCCAGCUUUAUUAUUGUUUAUGAUUUUUGUGACUGGCCAUUUUGAGUGUUUCAAUCUUGCAUGGCUGUUAAAUACCCAACUAAAAUCUGUCACGAACUCUUUGCUUAACCCUUACUUUGGUUUCGCAUUUGAACCAGACGACUAGAAGACCCAGCAGAAGAAGUUCGCGGGCGUGCAGUCAUUUCCUUGGUAUGCAAAUUAAUAAUUUUUUUAAAAUAAUAUUGCUGUUUUGAUUAUCUUAAUUUAUUCAUUUAUUUCGGAUUUGUUGCGUUUUUUUUUUGUUUAACUUUUGUUUUUUAUUGUUAUUGUCAUUGACAGUGUCAUUAUUGUUUUUGGUUUCCUUGCCAUUUCAUUAUCAUUAUCAAUUUUUUUGUCGUUACCGUUAUUCAUUUGUUUUUUCAGGCAAUAACCCUUUAACCUUUAAGAGUGAUUAGCAUCUAAUUUCUCCUUUCAGCAUCAUCCUGAAUUAAACAUUUAUGGUAAUAAGAGUAAAGAAAAUGAUCAUCAACUUAAUGCGCUCGUGAUUGUUAAACAAAAUCUCCUCUUGUCAGACCCAUAGGAAAUUUAUAGAAGGCAGUAUAGAGAAUAUCUAUCCUAAUGUUUAUGUGUAAAGGGUGUAGCUUUCGUUAUGAAUUACAGGAUUUCCCAUUCAAAGCUGAAGUCUGAUCUGUCGUUGUUUCGUCACAGAGAGACGACAAUUUUUAGACUCAGAUUCUGGCAACGGAACGCACGAGUUGAUACUUGAUGUUUUUUCAUCCACAGGCGACUCUAGAGAUGAAAGGAGUGAAAGAAAUGAAGGCGCUGUUAGACAUCUUAGAACUGGACUCUAGUGGUUAUGUCAGAAUACAGGUGACGUUAAGUACUCUGUGUUUUUUGUAUCAUAGAGUCUUCCCGAAAUAUGCUUCAAAUCUUUGCGAUAUGCAUGCACUGUCAGGAAAACAAGAUACUGUCACGGAAUUUGGCCUCUGUUUUUUACCAAGUUAUUAUGCAAAAAUGAGCGAAAAUCACCAAUGUGUUGGCUAUCAUAAUAAUAAGUUGAAGAUUUGAUCUCCAGUUGAAAAACUGUUCUCUGUUCCUCAGGUUGUGAGAGCCUUUGGUCUUAUGGAGUGGAGCGAUCCAAGAAUCCUUCGAAGUCUAAAAGAGCGGGAGAAAGGCGAAGGGGCGUUAGCAAAGUGAGGAUGUUAAAGGAGAUAGAAUGUAUUAACAUUUUUUUCUGAAAAAUGAGAAAAAGGGAGAAAAAAUUUAACUUCAACCAAUUACUUUUCCAUCAUAGAAUAUCAGAUUUCGAUUGAAAAGCUUUUUAGUGGACGUCAUCAAUAAGUGUCCUUUGUUUUUCUUUCAGAGAAGCAAGAAAAACACUGGCUUAUUUAACAAGGUUAGUACUUGUGGUUGUUUAGUCGAAAAGCUAGCACUGUGUUGAGAGUUACUGUCUUCCUGGUGUCUGUGAACUUGGCCGGUAGGAUAAAACAAUUUAAACAAAAAAAAUUAUACGCACAAGAAGACCUACAUUUAUAUCAAUAACCUCCCUUUCAAAUCUGAUAGCAUUGCUUCCCUCUUUGUCACGCAACGCUUAACUUCGUCCAGCGCUUCUAGAAAUUGAACUACUGCCCCCCGCCCUCCCAUUCCCUGACCCAACAACAGCCUGUUCAAAACAAGUUAAGAAUAAUGUUGUCUUAGGGGAGGGGUAGGUGCGCAGUUGCUCAGAUACUAACAUUAACCUUUUCUAACGUGGUUGUUUUCAGAUCCCCUGGCAAGACAUCCAUGGUUGAAUGA
Messenger RNA from Pocillopora meandrina, 16376 nucleotides. The record is from the annotation of a GenBank genome assembly. Lineage: Eukaryota; Metazoa; Cnidaria; Anthozoa; Scleractinia; Pocilloporidae.